Capronia coronata CBS 617.96 is the source of this 936-nucleotide messenger RNA. RefSeq lists its product as uncharacterized. The record is from RefSeq and is a predicted model, not a curated record. Lineage: Eukaryota; Fungi; Ascomycota; Eurotiomycetes; Chaetothyriales; Herpotrichiellaceae. Bases 1 to 936 code for a protein of 311 amino acids. The transcript has a single exon.
AUGGCUGCUCCAAAGGUUAUAGUAUUUGGACCAUCUGGAGCGGUUGGGUCGGCCACCGCACGGGCUGCCCACGAACUUGGAGCAAAGGUGGUACUGGCAAUGCGGGACGCAAAAAAGCCUAUUCCAGGCCUCGAUGAGGCAAAGGUGAAAGACGGCAGUUUCGAGAGAGUACAAGCCGAUUUACUCAGCCCCGACACUGUCCGGGAUGCUGUAUCUAGCACUCAAGCAACCAGGGCUUUUAUUUACAUCGCCCACCGCUCAUCCGACAACAUGAAGUCUACCAUUCAGGCACUCAAGUCUGCCGGUAUCGACCUGGUGGUAUUGCUCAGCAGCUUCACCAUCCAAGGUGAACCAGAGGACGUGAAGUCUACUGAGGUUAUACCCUACCUACACGCUCAAGUCGAGAUCAGUUUGAAAGAAGUCUUUGGCCCAGGCGGAUACGUCGCGGCUAGACCAGGUUCAUUUGCCAGCAACACAACUCAGUACAAGGCAGGAUUCGAGAGUGGUUUGGUCAAGAUUUUCACACCAGAUGCUACAGUUGAUGCCAUUGCGCAAGAGGAUAUUGGGAGAGCCUGUGGAACGGUUCUUGUGAAAGGACCGCUGGACGAAAACACGGCCAUGUAUCUGUACGGGCCACAAUUGAUUUCCCAGGCAGACUGCGUCAAGACACUCGCAAAAGUUUUGGGCAAGAGUCCUACCAUUGAAACGAUGGAAAGAGAGGAAGCAUACAAGAACUUUACAGAACAGCGUCAUUGGCCUGCUCCUCUCGCAGAAUACAUGAUCAAGCAAUUGGGGUUUAUAGACCCUGCACGCAGUCUGGUUUUUGGCUAUCCAGUCGGCGCUGAGCAGCUGUCGAGUGUCGAGAAAUACACUGGCAAGAAAGCAAUUACGUUUGAGGAAUGGGCAGACCAGAACAAGCAGAUGUUUAUCUCUUGA